CCCGACUCGCUCGAGACAAUCGGAUAUGCCUACGGCAAGACAGUCUCGGACGCUGAACAUAGCCAGGUGGGUGUCGAGCGUGUAUCCAGCGGUCGCCGGAAAGACCUUGGGGUCUGCACCACGAAGAAGGAGAUUGCCGGGGUGGGGUUUAGUACUGUUACCGAGGAAGCAGCGAUGAGUGGGAUCGGUACGUAUGUGGGUGGUGCGGUGUGUAUCGCCCGGGUUCCGAAUGGAAAACCAAAAGUCUGGGACUAUGGCAUCGUGGUCGGUCGACGAGCACAUCAGGUUGUUGUUGUACCGAAUGUGCUAAUUACCUCGGUGGAAAAAGCAAACGAGGUAAUGAGAUCGGAGCAGCAGCCGGCAGGAAAUCUUGAGGAGGAGAACAUAGAGCAACUUGGCGACUCAGAUGACGACCUGCUGCCCAGUGGAGACCUUCAGCACGACCUAUCAAGCAAGAUGAACGAAAUAGGGAAGCGUGCCAGAGAUACUGAAGCCCUCCAGCCCUCGAGUGAAGCGCGACUGUUGGCGUUGCGCCGUCGACUGGGAGAUGACCCCGAGAUGAUCAGGGAGAUUGAUCAAGUAAUUGCGUUUCGCCAGGCUAAUUUGGCAAAGGCAGCCCGAGAACGUUGGUGA
Molecule: messenger RNA, 633 nt
Organism: Phytophthora nicotianae INRA-310
Lineage: Eukaryota; Oomycota; Peronosporomycetes; Peronosporales; Peronosporaceae
Exons: 2
Source: RefSeq, a predicted model, not a curated record